GAAUGUGGUAGAGAGGGACUUUGGCAAAAGUUCAAUAACUUUAUAUUAUAGUUUUUUUUAUGUGAUAUUAUAACUUUUUUAAUUUUAAUCAAAUUAUUGUGAUAUAGUUUUCAAUUAGAAGAAUCUACUGUGUCGAUAGCUUGGCAUAAUUUACCGUAUAAAGUAUGUUCUAAGCAAUGCUGAACAUUCUGUGAACUGACACUUGAAGUAAAGCUGUCCGCUCUGCUAAAAAUGAUGGAAGUUAAUCAACCUAUCGAUGCACUGAAACUACAGAAUAUGAAUUCGGUUGCAACGGUUCCUAACGACGAUGCUGCCGUUGAUCUACCAGAGUCAUUACUCGAUACUGCACUGGUAAAGCAGAAUGGAACAAGUAAUAAAACUAUAUGCUCGGAAGUGUCGAUGGAAAUUGAUGAGAGUAAAGAGUUGCAUGAUGAAGACUCGAUGGAGCGGUUAACUUAUAGUGAGGUAGACAAUGAAGGAGAUGAAGGCCAAAUCAAGGAAGAUAUCAAUGAUAACAGUGAUCUGGCCAAAUCCAUUUCCGAUACACUGGUCAACGAUAUUAUACAUUUAAACAAGAAUGCAGAUUGUCCAGAAAUAGUGGCAGUUCCUGAUCGGUUAACCAAGGAAGAUCUUUCUUAUGCUCCGCCCACGGUAGAAGAUGCUAAUAUUGAUGAUACUCUAGUAGAGCUUUCUACGGAAGGAACCACCGAAAUAGGCGAAGAGCUAGAUGAAAAUCUUUUGUUGGAGGGUGAGGACGAUAAUGACAUUGGAGAUGAACCCGAGGUAGACGAAUGUUUGCUUCUAGAAGAUACGGAAAUGGAAGAAGUUCCAAUACAAAUUUCUAACGAUGAUGUUGCUUCCAUGCAGGAGUCUGUCAUACAGAUUGAAGAUAGUGUGCUUAGUACCGAAAAGACUGAAGAUGAGACGAUCACUGAUAACAGUGUCAUAGCAAUCGAUGAAAGCGGACUAAGCAUUCUUAACACUGCCGCAGUGGAUAUGGGUGACGUUACAGUGGACGAAUCAAUGAGGUUCAUAGAUGAGAAAGAGCAGGAAAAAGUUACGAAUGAAGAGCAAUUAGAACCGCCGCAACUGACGGAACCAAACGAACCACCUGUUUUAGCCAUGAUGGAAGAUAUGGUCGCAGAUGUUUCAGAUAACCUAAAAACCGACGAUAAAGAAGAAUGCCUCGUAGUGCCAGAACAGGCAGACGAACAGAUUCCAAUGUCUUGUCCUUCACCGGAAAUCAGCGAUCUGAUCAAGUUUCCAGAUGUUGACAAUAUUGUUGAAAAUAAUGUUCAAGACAAUGCUCCCGAAACAUCUACAUCUGUUAAUGAACCAAUUGAAGUAGUUUCCGAGGAAGCCGGCUUGAUCGAAGAUACUACAGAAAGCACACCUGCAGAAGACAAAACGCAGCUUGAAGAGGUCGACCAUGUUACAGAUGAUAUAUCGGAUCUGAUAGAUUUGAACAAUUGUACAAUUAUUCCAAACGAAAAGUCAAACCUGGAUGAUGUAGAUCCAGAAAUAUCCGAUCUUAUAAAAUUUCCCAAUGAAAGCGUUUCCAAAGAAAACUACAUACCAGAAAAAGACAAUGAUGAUACCGAGAUUUCGGAUGCACAGCGGAUAGGAGAAAAAUGUACAGAUGAUGUGGAGAAAAUGGUGAAAACUGUCGCUGAUGAUGCAUCUGAAAUUGAAAAGCAAAAGGAAACUGACGUAUCAGAAAAAGAUGAAUCAACUGAUCAGCAACCAGUUGUAACGUCUCGGCAGGCUUUACAAGCAGCAGAUGAAGAAGAUUUGUUAGAAAUGAUGGAAGAGCCGGAACGUAUGGAUCCCGAGGAUGACGACGAGGAAAAUGGCGACGAAGAUUUGGAUGAACAUAGUAGCGAAUCUGGAAGCGCAAAACAAACGCAAGCCGAGGACGAGGAAGAUUUCGAGGAAUCGGACUACGUUGGUUUGCUAGAGGAAGACGACGUUAGCGGAAAUGCCGAGGAUAACGAGACAGUUGACAAUGAUGCCGGUGGCGUUCAGGCUGAUGAGGAAGAUCUGAUAAUUGAACCUCCUCCUAGUAAGCGGAGAUGCUCCGUUGAUGUAAGAGACAGUACAGAAGUGAUGAAUGAAAAAAUGUCGGGAAAGGAGAUGGAACUCGACAGUGUUGGGGAAAAAAAGGAAGCUGACAAGAAGACGGAAGGCGAAAAAGAAAAAGUGUUAGAGAGCACUGCACAGGCGGAGAAAGCUGCUGAUGAAGAAACAAAAUCAGAGGAUGCUGGUACAUCAAUGUCAACUGAAAAUAUAAAAGAAGCUGGCGUACAGGAUCAUAAAACAACCGAAGAAGAUGAAAUAUCUGCAGAAAAUGUUUGUGCUAAGAAAGCAGAAAACGACCAGGAGACUAAAGAAAUUGAAUUGGCACCCGAGACAAUUAGCAGUGAUUUAGAAAAGCAGAAACAAAAGGAAGAACCUGUAGUAAAUAUCAACGAAGUAAACAAGGAAAAAGUUUCGUCCGACAAAGUGGACCUUCCAGAAAAAACGGAUAUUGAAACCGAGACUAAGUCCGCUGUAGAAGAAGAAAAAGUUACUAGUACUUCUGAAAAUGAUGCCAAGUCAAUUCCAGAUGAAAAAGAAGAAGAAAGUCCUAAAGUUGAAACAUCCUCUUGCAAGACAUUACCUGAUGUAGAUAUCAAAUCUAAAUCUAUUGUCGAUCAAGAUGAGGUUCUGGUGAUUGAUGAUGAUGAUGAGGAGCCAGAAAAGCAGCCCGAACUAUUGAAAACUGAAGAUGAAUCAGCUUCUGAAGAACAGAUGAAGGAAGAAAAGGAUUCAUCAUUGGCUACAACCGGGAAACGUCCAUGCCCAGAGGACAAAUUAGACGAGAAAGAAGUAAAACCUGAAUCUAUAAAAAAGAUGCGCCUGUCUGAGGAUGAUAGCAAGCUGGAAAAACUGAAGGAUGUUGCCAAAGUUCCAAAAGAAGAGAAAAAAUCUGCCCUAGAUUCGAUUCAGCCAUUGACAUUAGUUUUAGAUCCGGCUCCUGCAGAGCAUCUCAAUGAAAAGAAACCGGUAAGGUUGGACUUUUUGGAUAAGUUCAAGAAACCUCUAGAGAAAAUGGAACGAACAGAUUUGGAAGAGUUCGUGCUUCAGAAGAUAGUAGAAGGAAUUGCUUUCAAGUCGGCUAUUGCUGAAAUGAGAACUCAGUUGGAUAGUCAAGAUUUGUUAUUACAGGGGUAUCGUCAGAAAGUGCAUGAUUUAAACAAGCAGUUUAAAGAUCUUGAAAUGGUUCAUGAAAGAGUUGUAAAGGAUUUGGAGAAGAAAAAUCAGCAUUUUAUCACGCCAGUUAAAAUUACAAGAGCUGUUGGUUUGCAAGUAUCACAGCCGCGUUUUGUUCCUGGAAAUCGACCUUCCGUGGGAAGUACAUCAACAACUAACUCUCCUAAGGCUUCGACAGGCCGUUCUGCAGAAACGACGCCCGCAAGUUCGCCUAAUCGUAAUACUCCUCAAACCAACGUUCAAAAUCGUCGGUCGCAAAUCAUUCGAGUUCCGCCGGUCGUAACCGGUUCUAAAACUCCUGUAGGACAAAAUACAAACCGUCCAAAUCAGCAAGUAGCGACGAUCACCAAAUCUUCCCCAGUCGCUUCAGUAGGAACACCAAACAAAACCGUGUCUGCAGUACAAACUAACAUGGUCACCAAUAAUUCUCCUCAACAGCAGCAAACUGGCACAGUUGCAUCCGCUACAACGACACCUACAGGUGCAGUUCCUCCACUUACUAGAAAAAGGCCGCUUCAAAAGUUUACCCCAAUGCGACCACCGCUAUCAAUUACACAGCAGGUUCAGCAGCAACAGCAAACAAGACAAAUGCAAGAACAUCUAGUGCGCCAGCAAAUUCAGGAAGUUCAAACGGUUCAAACUGUCAACGCUACUCCUGGAAGCCAACCGCAAAGCCCUCUGUCGCAGUCACCUCAAGGAUCACCACUUACUCGCACUCCAGAACCGUCUCCAUUAGGAAUAGCACCCGCUCGUGUUCCGCCAAUCGUGAUGAAGAAAGUGGGACAGCAGGUGAAAGGAACACCCACUACAAUGCAAAUUAUCAGUCGUCAGACUCCUUCGAUGGUUUCAUCCGCCUCAUCUGGUACCAUUCGUACGAUUACCACAAGUACAAGCACUGUUAUCGCUCCACUUACAGCUACUAUGGACAAUUCGUUGAUCGAUCUGACAGAUGAAGACGAUGCACCGAAGCCAACUACUGCUGUAGUAGCUUCGACAGCAAGUGUUGUUCCAAAACCACCGAUAACUAUUUUAAAUGGACAGCAACAACAGUACGUGCAGCGACAAGGUGGUUCUAUGCCUCCGCUCGUGGUAAUCAAUCAACAGCGAGUAGUAAAUCGGGCUACUAUACAGCAACGACCAAUAGCUAAUGGAACAGUCAAUACAGUUACUAAUCGUUCGAUGGUGAUUCAAAAACCGGGCGCUGUUGCUAAUGGAUUUCCACGAGCUAUCGCAACACAACAAAUGUAUAAACCGCGAAUGCCUAACGGGCAAAUUGACGUCACCAGGCGGAUAGUGUCUCGAGCAACUAUUCGUCAGCAGACUGCAGUUUCUACUACGACGUUUACGCACCCUGCACCUCUUCCUCAACCGGGUAUUCAAAUGAGUAAUCCCACCUGGAAGCAAGCUCCGCCACGGCCUUCGAUCCGUAUUAACAACAUCGAAACUGGUAUCGUGAUUUCGUGGACCAUGGACGACCUAUCCGAGGGUCAUGCCACAAUAGUGAGCUAUCAGAUUUACGCUUAUCAGGAAACGACCGCUCCCCCAUCGAUGGAUAUGUGGCGACAUGUGGGCGAUGUUAAAGCGAUGCUGCUGCCAAUGGCUGUCACGUUGACACAGUUCCAGGAAGGUCAACGGUAUCACUUUGCUGUAAGAGCUGUCGAUGAACAUCAAAGAGUAGGCCAAUUCAGUCCACCACGAACGUGGAACGAAUCGACGCCUGCGAAAGCUUAAUAUGUUAAUAGCCCUUAGUAAUUGAACACAUUGGUGUUUUUUAAAUCUUGAAAAACAAACAGCAUUAGGAUUUAGAAAUGUGGAAGUAGCAGGUAAGCUCUAUUUAAUAUUACGAUUGUUCGGAUAGAUAUUUAAAUAGGCGUUAUACGGAACUAAUUCAAAUAGAUCAAAUAAACCAUAGUUUAAAGGCAUUUGCUUUUGAGUGUUUUGGUGUGUCGACUGUAUGUUUCAUAUUAAAACAAUAGAAAAAUAGCAAGAAGAUUACAUAUACGUAUGACAUGCGUUUGCGUGUUACCAGCUGCCUCAACGCUUUCGCGGGGGAAAACGUGGGUUUGUAAGGGUGUCCUUGCUCUAGUGAUGAAGUGACAUAGCGACAGUGGGCUCGCCGAUAGCAGUUUUUAAAUCGAAUACUUAUAACAACGUAAUCAUCGUAGGUCAUGAAGCUCUAGGCAACUUUAAAUGAAUUAUUCGUAUCAUCUUGGAAAGGUAGCAUUUAGUUAGAUUUAGGCAUAAACCAUCCUUUUAGAGAAGUAAGCAACAUGUAGAAAUAAAUUCAUCAGUAUUCUAAUAUAA
Wyeomyia smithii (pitcher-plant mosquito) is the source of this 5556-nucleotide messenger RNA. It is a transcript of the gene wde, whose product is annotated as activating transcription factor 7-interacting protein 1. Gene Ontology annotation, cellular component: transcription regulator complex; nucleus. Lineage: Eukaryota; Metazoa; Arthropoda; Insecta; Diptera; Culicidae. Gene Ontology annotation, biological process: regulation of DNA-templated transcription. Gene Ontology annotation, molecular function: transcription coregulator activity; protein binding. The record is from RefSeq and is a predicted model, not a curated record. The transcript is spliced from 5 exons. The coding region runs from base 232 to 4983 and encodes 1583 amino acids.